This is a messenger RNA of Mugil cephalus (flathead mullet), 7929 nucleotides long. RefSeq names its product methyl-CpG-binding domain protein 5-like. The transcript is spliced from 11 exons. Gene Ontology annotation, molecular function: chromatin binding; DNA binding. Bases 832 to 5070 code for a protein of 1412 amino acids. Gene Ontology annotation, cellular component: chromocenter; nucleus. The record is from RefSeq and is a predicted model, not a curated record. NCBI's taxonomy places the organism in Eukaryota, Metazoa, Chordata, Actinopteri, Mugiliformes, Mugilidae.
CUGCUUCUCUUCAUGAGUCUCCCCACCGUCAUUUACAGUUGUUCACCAAUCACCUGCUAAUUGUAUUCCCAACUUUCUCCUCAUGUAUGAGGAGUAAACGCGCAUCACCUCUCUUCCAUCUGCUGGCUGCUCCUCCGUCGCGCAUGCGCAGUGCGGCUCUCCAUCAUUUCCAAUAUCCCAGUGUAGGAGAAGCAGCAGAGGCAGAGAACUAAUGGCUAAUGGGUAGAGGCUGCUUCUUAUUAUUAUUAUUCCUAUUUUACCCCAGCUUCGAGGCGCAUCGUUUCACCGUUUCGGCACCGGUACGCAUUCGCUGGGAUGCCCGGGAACCAUGGGAAUACCACUACCCAGCUGUGUUUGGGACCCAGUAUGUUGAAGAUCCUCCACACGUCGUACUGAGGGAGUGCAUGAAAGACAAAUGACAAAAGAAUAAACAGAAUAAUAUUUAAUAAAGGACUUUCCUGUGAAAGCACAACGCUCCCCCCGCCACCGUUUCCCGCCGGCAUCGUCCCCGAGUCGCAUGGCUCCGAACGACAAGAUGCAGUAAUGGAGUUCCAGACGCCGUUCAGCCCCGUAGCCAUGAAGCCGCUCAAAGGGUAGGGUCCGCCCUGAGCUUGGCCUCGCCCUACCCGCCCGCCGCUCCACCCGAGAGCCCCCCGAGAGCCCCGCGUUGAAUCUUGAAGCUCCGCCCACCUUCUCCACCCCUCCCGCCGCCUCCACCUCCACCUCCUCCUCCUCCACCACCACCACCACGGCUUUAGACAACGAAAAAUGACACCGGUUGAUGUCUGAUAUAUGUCCCUCUGAGGUGUCGAGCGUAAACCCGGUGGAGCAAUGAAUGGCGGAAAGGACUGUGAGGUGGGAGACGAGCGGCAGGUCGUCCCUGUCCAGGUCCCCAUUGGCUGGCAGCGCAAGGCGGAGCUCGGCGGAGGGGUCGUGUACAUAAGUCCCAGUGGCUCGGUGCUGUCCAGUCUGGAGCAGGUGAAGACCUACCUGCUGACAGAUGGAACCUGUAAAUGUGGCCUGGAGUGUCCUCUCAUCCUCCACAAGGUGUUCAACUUUGACCCGGGGGCAGCCGUGAAGCUGAGGACGGCGGAGGAUGUGAAAGCGGAUGAAGACGUCACCAAACUCUGCAUUCACAAGAGGAAGCUUCUGGCCGUGGCCACGCUGCACAAGAGCAUGGAGACGCACCCACCUCUGACGCUGACCAGUCCGGGUGGAGGUACAUCGUCUGGUGUCGCCGUGCAUUCCACGAAUCAACGAGCAAUAAGGACUAAACCCAACGAUGGCCUGCUCAACGCUGUCGGCCCCGACUGCAAGAGUUCUUUCAAGAUGAUGAUGGCAGCUGGACAGCAGCAGCAGCAGAGGCUGUAUCCGCCCCAGGAGAUGAGUGGAGCCCAGCAGCCAGAGCUCUACUCUGGGUACCACAGGCAGCCGAGGCUGGGCAGCGGGGAGCCGGGCCCCAAAUCUCCGUACCGGUCUGGGUAUGGAGGCAUGUUGAGCCCCCCUCCCUCCGGUGCCAAGCUGUACGGAGACGGCUCGCAGUCUCCCAGCGCAGACACUCUGGGGAGUCCCGAGGGCUUCCCACGGACCAAUCCCUGUGGCUUUCCCGGAGCCGGUAGCCCCGGCUCGGCCUCCAUUCACGGGAACACCAGGACGCCUCUUUCCCCCCCCAGCCUGAUGCUCCACGGCUCCCCCGCGGGCCAGAUCUCCUGCGCCAUGACAGGGAGGACUAGUACGCCCCUUUCCCCGACGGCCACUGCCAAAAGCCCUGUCAUGAACAUGAACAUGCCAAGAGGGAACUUUCCCCCUGGCAUGGAUUUGCCACGUGCAGCAUUUCACCAUAAAACGCAGCCCCCCGUGCACCCCGUACCUCCCCCGCCAUCCAUACCGCCAUCCUGUGCGCUUCAGAAAAGGCAGUUGACUUCUGAAAAGGACCCCCUCGGCAUCCUGGACCCCAUUCCCAGUAAGCCAGUCAGCCAGGCGCCUGCCAACACCCAGAACCCUUCCAACUUCCAGCCUAACAUCCACUCUCAGGUACCAAUGAUGAAUGUAAACAUCCCCCCUCCCGCCAUCGUCCCUUUGCCAAGCAACUUACCUUUACCCACAGUGAAGCACGGGCCUGUGGGACACGGUGGCCACGUUCAAAGGACUCAACAGGUUGGUCCGGCUUCCUCCAUGUCUCCCUCCCCCGUCACCUCCCCGGUCCACAUGGCCGGACCUGCGCUCGGGAGGAUGGAGGCCUCCCCCCAUCGCUCGCGUUCAUCCUCCACCUCCUCUGACCAUGGGAACUUCGCGAUGCCCUCAGGGCACCAAGGCCCGUGUGGCAGCAUGAAGGUUCCUCCACGUUCCCCCAGGUCGGCCAUGGGGUCUCCCCGGCCAGCCAUGCCCUCGAGCCCCUCCACCAACAAAACGGACCCACUCCACCAGUACAAAGACUCCCAGCUGCUGCCCGGGAUGGCAAACUCCAUCGGCUCCCAGCAACACAGCAACCCCAUGUACUCGCCGACCUCUUCCUCCUCAUCGUCAUCUUCCCUGGCAACGCCCAGCGCUUCCCAGAAGGGCCACCCAGGACUCCUGGGGAUGCCCCUCAACCAGAUCCUCAACCAACAGAACGCUGCUUCCUUCCCGGCCAGCAGUCUCCUGUCGGCUGCAGCCAAAGCACAGCUAGCAAAUCAAAACAAACUCAGCGCUGCUGGCAGCGGCAGCGGUGGCAUGGCCGCCGGUGCCGCUGGUAUGUCAGGCAUGGGGGCAGGUGGCGGAGGCGGCGGAGGGGGCGGCGGUCACCCCGGCUCCAUGAGCGGCCCUCGAGGCAUGGACGGACACAGCACUUUAAACCCCAUGCUCCCUCCAAACUCCACCAUGCUGCUCAACGCUGCUGAGGGCCAGAGCGGCCGGGCGGCUCUGAGGGACAAACUCAUGGCUCAGCAGAGGGACCCCAUGCGCAAACGGAAGCAGUCGUCUGGCGGCGGCGGCGGCGGCGCUGUAAACCACGACAACAGCAACAACAUGGUCUACAGCCUGCUCAACAAGCCCCACAUGCCGGGCCCCAGCGCCACCGAGCAGCUGAGGAAAGUGGGCCGGCUCGGAAACCUCCACCCCAACACCUCCAUGGCUCAGCUGCUCCAGACCAUGAGCUGCCAGAGUUCACAUCGUCCAGGCCUGAGCCCCGGCCCGGGUCCCGGCGCCCAAGGGUCUGCACCGCUGCACUACAACGACAGCACAGUCCUGGUCCCCGGGGGCCCCCAGCAGAACCUCCUGGUCCAGCAGAGGCUGCGGGGUCCAGGUGAAACCAUGCAGCACUGCCAGAGCAUGGACCCCUCCGGGGGCCACCUCGGCUCCCGGCAGAGCCAGUUCCCCGACAUGAUGGCUCAGAUGCAGGCGUCCUCCAUGAGUAACUGUGGUCCCGUGGGGCCGGACGGCAUGCCCCUGGGACGCCCCAACGCUAACCCCCCGCCCCUGUCUCACCCCGGCCCUCACCCCGGCCCUCACCCCUCACAGCUCCACAACAUGGGACGGACAAACAUGGUGAUGCCACAUGGAGGCGGUGAUGGCAGCUGCACGCAGAGCAUCUCUGACACAGGAAACCCGUCGUCCCUCGGCUGCACCCUGAGCGGUGGAGGUCCCAUGUACCAGCAGCAGGUCCACCAGGGCCCCAUGCAGCACCCAGUCUACCCGGGGGGGCAGCACUUCUCUGAGGGCCCCGCGGGGUCCAUGCCCUGCCUCUACCAGAACUACCAGCAGGGGGGGAUGAUGCCGCACCCGCCGUACGGGGAGGAGCAGCAGCCCCAGGAUGAGGGGCUCCCGCCGGGGGGGCCUGGCUCUGACAGGGGCCCCGGUGGAGAGUCUGUGGACGCCAUCUACAGAGCGGUGGUGGACGCCGCCAGCAAAGGGGUCCACGUCACCAUCACCACCACGGUGAGCGGGACCACCCAGGCCAGCCCGGUGCCGGCCCUCAGCGCCAUGAGUGCCUUCACCGCCUCCAUCGGGGAGCCCGUCAACCUGCCCCAGGCCGUGAGCGCCGUCCUGCACGGGCACCAGGAAGGGGAGGCCGUGCCCCCCCAGCAAGCCAGGCCGAGGCAGGUGAGGCCGGGCCGGGGUCAGAAGAACCUGGAUCCGGGGAAGAGAACUCCCGACGGCCCGGAGGCCGGCGACUACUUCCGGUCCCCCGGCCGCGGGACCCCCCGGGGCCAGUGGGACGGGGAGGCGCAGCACGGGGGCGGCUUCGACGCCCACAGCAACAACAGCGCCUGGGGGGGCGAGGAGUUUCUGGAGUGCUCCACCCAAGUGAGGAGUAGUCCCUGCAGCCUGGCCCCCGCCCCACCGUGCCCCGCCGAGGGGGCCGGCGACCACGGCCUGGGCCUGGCCCACGACAAGGCCUUCCUGGACAACGGCUACCGCUUCAACAACUGCAGCCGGACGCCCUCCAACUACAAGGAGCGUCUGGAGCAGACGGUGGAGCGCUGCGUCAGCAUCAACGGCGCCACCCCCCACUUCAACACCCGCGGCUACGGCGAAGUCCUGGGCCCCCCGCGGCAGGAGCUGACGGGGGACGACCAGUCCCCCAGCUCCUCCACGAGUCUCGAGGGGCCCCUGGCCACGGCCAAAGACUACAGCCACUACAACGGCCACUUCAACGGCAUGGCCCCCAGCCCCUCGGACACUAAGAGCCUGAGCAGCGAGGAGGACCUGCGGCAGCCGGACUCCCCCUCCUCAGAGCUGCUCCACUACCGCUCCAGGACCUUCAACAUGGGGGAGCUGGUCUGGGGCCAGCUGAAGGGCUUCCCGCCCUGGCCCGCUAAGCUGGCCGGGGACGAGCAAGUUCACAGCGCUGCGAUGCAGCUGAGGGAGCAGGCCAAGGUGGAGCCAGAAAAGCUAAAAACACUAACUCACGACUUGGAGGCACUUGACCGAGCCGCUAAACGAGGCCUGAAGCCGGGGAAACUGAAUAAUCACCUGGAAGCUGCUAUCCACGAGGCCAUGAGCGAGCUGGACAAGAUGUCAGGCACAAUCCCGUCCCGGGACCGUCAGGUGAAGCUGCCCAAGCCCAAGAGGAGGAAGAUCUCCAGAUAACAUUGAAUGUGUCCCAGCUCUCCAACAGGUGCUACACAAGGACUCGACUGGUACAUCCUGGUCCCGUGAUCUCACUGAGGUGCUGGAGAUGAUCCCAGAUCCCACCACCGUACAGGUUAAAACUGUAGGAGGCGAAAAAAACAAAAAAAAAACACAACUAAACAAAAAAAAAAGAGAGAGAGAGAGAAACGGAAGAAAAAAGACAGAAAAACAUCGGUUGCAAUUUGUCUACAGCUCACUGAAUAAUUAACUAUUUUUUUCUAGUAUAAGAUAGUAAAAUAAACAAAAAAAACAAGCAUUACCUUACAUAUUUAAGAAGAAUAGACAGUCCAAAUAUUUCUGAUACAUUUUCAAUAUGUAUAUAGAUAAUCCUGAAAUUUCCUGCUAUUAAGAAUUGUAUGUAAAUAUUGUACAAUGUCAUGUACAAGCGUACCUAAUGCACAUUUUAUCUUUUAUUGUACAAAAACAAAGCAGAAGAAGUGUACCAAUGUCUGGGUUUCUAUUCAGAAACGAUGCGUAGGACAAAUAAGAAUACAGCCUAAAGCUUUUAUAUGACCAGCUGGUUUACUUUACUGUUGGUUCCUUUUUUUAUUUUCAUUUUUUAUGGGUAACAGCGUCACGUGAGUUCUCCAUUACAACAACAACAACAUAAAAAAAAAAAAGAUGAAACCACAGAAUGAACUUUACCAGCAGAAAGUGUUCAGAGCUUCGUUUUCGUUUCGUUCUAAGCACCAAAACUAAACCGCUGCCGAUAUUCAUCCACCCUCCGCUUCAGAUUUAAGUCGCGUGUUCCAGUCCCAGGAUCAGGAUCAGGAUCAGGAGAGAAACAUCUAAGAUGACAGAAACCUAACAGGAGACCAGGGAGGUGUUGAUCUUCUUCUUCUGUGGUGGCGCUAGACAGAACAAGAGACUAACCUCCACCACUACUACAACUACUACUACUCUUCUUCUGUUUUAAUGGUGGUCGGCCGUUAUUAUCCCAGAAGAAGAAGAACACAAACACUGAGGGUUUAAAAGACGAGGAAAGUUUCCUGGAGACAAAUCUUCCAGAGAGAGUUAGGGAGUUUAUGACCAGAGCGUUUCUGGAGCAGAGGACACAAGGUACGAGCUCCCCUCUCCACACUACUUAACCCUGAUGGACAAAGACUUCAGGGGUCUACAGGGAACCAACUCCAGGACAUUGAGGGUCAGAUCCAGGACAUUGAGGGUCAGAUCCAGGACGUUUAGGGUCAGAUCCAGGACGUUCAGAGACGUUUAGGGUCAGAUCCAGGACAUUUAGGGUCAGAUCUAGGACGUUUAGGACAUUGAGGGUCAGAUCCAGGACGUUUAGGACGUUUAGGGUCAGAUCCAGGACAUUUAGGGUCAGAUCUAGGACGUUUAGGACAUUGAGGGUCAGAUCCAGGACGUUUAGGACGUUUAGGGUCAGAUCCAGGACGUUUAGAGACGUUUAGGGUCAGAUCCAGGACGUUUAGAGACGUGUCCUCCAGGUGGUUUAAAGCUGUCGUGGUCUCAUCUGCUCUUGUGUUGGCGCUGGUUUGUUCAGUGACAUGUGACAUGAUGGUUUCUCAGAGUCUAGAUCAUCAGAAACACUAACAGGUUUUCAGGAGCCUUCAAAGCAUUUCUCCUUCUUCUUCUUCUCUUCUUCUUCUCUUCUCCUUCUUUCGGGGCCUUGUGUUGUUUUUUAUUUGAAGUUUUUGAUGUAAAUUAUUUCUGUACAGUACUCCAUAUUUAUUUUAAGCUUUACAAAUAUGCUAGAUGGCAAUAAUACUACCAAGAGUUGAGAACUCAAGCCUUAUAUGUGUAAAUGUAUGUUGUUGUUUUCUAACCAGUGAAUAGAUCAUGAGGUCAGAGGUCAUAUCCCCUUCUUAUUUAACACGUUAUUAACACGUUACUCCCCAUAACACUACGAACCAUCCGUCUACGGCCGACUGGUGUUGGACUCACGCCUCAAAUCACUACAGAAAAAUAUCAAGUGCAAUAUCACAGUCGACGGCAGCAACGAUCAACCCUCAACGUUUCUUCUCAAAAAUGAAGUUUUUAGUUUCCAGACGUGCCACAAACCCCCGCAAAAUAAAACUUUACUUGAAUUUCUUUCUCUUUUUGUUUGUUUGUUUUUUUAAGUCAGAAACUAAAUGACCUAAAAACCAAAUAAUCCACUAAACAACCGCUGAUUAAAACAUAUCUUUAGAUGCUUUUAAAGUCAAGUCGUACUGUAUUUUCUGAUCUGAGGUGUCGCGCUGAGAAACGAGACUUUAUCUUUAUUUUUAUUUUUUUUUCAGCGUGCACACUUUCACAGAUCUUUACUGUAAACUGUGGCGAGGAAAUCUCUCCCAGCCGUUAUAAAAAAAAAUAAAUAAAUAAAUAAAAAUGUGACGUGAGCUCUUUUGGUAAAGUUCAUUCUGCCUCCUCCGUUGUUUUUUAUUUUUAUUUUUAUUUUUUGGUGCAAUGACGAGCAGGAGCCCGUGGAUCUGUUCUAUCAUGUUAUCUGUUGAAGAGGUGCCGUGUGAUUUUCUUUAUUUUUAUUAUUUUUUUGCUCUUUUCGUUGUCAGUAUUUUAUUUCCUUAAACUUGUAAUUAAGUAUAUAUUUUCUCACUAAUAUAUACUUUACAAAAAAUAGACUUGCGUGAAGUAUGAUGUGCACUUGAUUGCUUUAUUUGUUUGUUUGUUUGUUUUUUUGCAUUAAUGUGGGCUAGGGAUAGUUUGUCCAUUAUUUUCAGAUUGUUUUGGAUUUUUUUUAAUGGUUUGAUGUAAGCAGCAUUUUUUUGUAAAUAUUGUGAAACAUUACAGGUCAUGCAGUGAUGUAACAUUUUGAAUAAUGUUGCACAGAUGUUUAAGAUAUUAAAAACAUGGUCACUCUUA